Coccomyxa subellipsoidea C-169 is the source of this 1308-nucleotide messenger RNA. RefSeq names its product Nicastrin-domain-containing protein. Lineage: Eukaryota; Viridiplantae; Chlorophyta; Trebouxiophyceae; Coccomyxaceae. The transcript has 6 exons. Bases 1 to 1308 code for a protein of 435 amino acids. Gene Ontology annotation, biological process: protein processing. Gene Ontology annotation, cellular component: membrane. The record is from RefSeq and is a predicted model, not a curated record.
AUGGUGAUCCUGUCAGAGGACCAGCUGGCCUUGUUUUUGCAGCGGCUCAAAUCAGAUGCAGCCCUGCAGCAGCGCGUUAAGGGUGUCCUAGUUGUUCCGGGGAGCCCGACAUCCCUAACGCCAGCUGACAGCUUCCCCUUGGCAUCGUAUGCACCGUACAGCAAUCGUGGCUAUGCCUGGAAUCGCAAUGGCACUGGUAUAAGCAAUCUGGACAAUGGCACACUGCCCGUGUUCCUGUUGGAGGGCGAUAUGGCAGUACAGGGACAGCUGCGCGCGGGGGCUAAUGCACUCAAGAACUUCAACGGGCCAUUACAUGAGGCGGAGCUGGACGCCACCAUGUUUGCGUCAGGGAAUGCCUCAGAAUGCAUCACACAGGGCAGCUGCCUCCCGCUGGGCGGCCACUCGGUGUGGGCAACACUGCCGCCGUUGCCUGUCACUGGCAGUGACAACAAGCCAGUUGUGCUUGUUGCUGCUGGAAUGGACAGCACAGCAUUCUUUCAUGCCAGGGCCAAGGGAGCGGAUGCUCCGCUGUCGGGCUUAAUAGCUAUGCUGGCGGCAGCAGAGGCGCUGGGCAACAGCAGCUAUGCUGAAGUGUACCGGAAGCGCAUUGUCUUUGCUGCCUUUGCUGGCGAGCCCUGGGGCUACAUGGGCUCCAAGCGUUUCCUGUGGGAGCUGCACAGCCGUGAAAACUCCACCAGUGGGUUGAGCUUGGAGCAGAUAGAGCAGGCACAACCUCCCGUAGUGGAAAUGGGGCAGGUAGGCAGGGCAGCAGAUGCCUCUGGGCAGAGCGCAUUCUAUCUGCAUUUCCAGCGUGAAGCAAGCUUUGGGGCAGCUGACAACCUUGUGAAGGCCUUCCUCCGAGCUGGAGAUGACAAUGCUGAAGUCAGCGAGGCAAGCAGCCACAACCCGGGCUUACCGCCGUCCUCGCUCAUGUCCUUCCUUCGAGUGAAGCCGGGCAUUUCAGGCGUGGUGCUGGGGGAUUUCAACACCCAUUUCAUCAACCCAUUCUAUCAGAGCCACCUGGAUGCCAACGUCAGCAUCGAUGCGGUCACUUCGGCCGCUGUUGUUGCGGCGCGAGCGCUGCAUGAGACGGCGUUUGGUGGCUCUGAGGUCCCAUCUCUCAAGGUGACAAGAAGCGCCGUUCGUGCGACGGUGGCUGCCCUCAUGAAGUGCCUGUUGACGGAAGAGCCUGGAAUGAGGUGCCAGCUGGCAGAUGCACUGAUCAGCCCCAUUUUCAGGGGAGAGCCUCUGCAUUACAUCAGCACGCUGCCCUUGUUGGGGCAAGAUUCACAGGUGUGCUACUUUUAA